ACAAGUAAAUUACCAGAAGUAACCUCAUCUGACCAGAUAACCCCCAAUAUUAAUAUUGACUCAUCAAUUCACAAUCCUCACAAUAAUCAAACCUCAACAAAACUUGACAAUUUUAAUUUUUCUGUACUUAACACAAGCAAUAAUCAAAUUCAGAUAGAACUUGAUAAUCACAA
Molecule: messenger RNA, 173 nt
Organism: Ambispora leptoticha
Lineage: Eukaryota; Fungi; Glomeromycota; Glomeromycetes; Archaeosporales; Ambisporaceae
Source: the annotation of a GenBank genome assembly